Chanos chanos (milkfish) is the source of this 9671-nucleotide messenger RNA. It is a transcript of the gene dmxl1, whose product is annotated as Dmx like 1. The transcript is spliced from 44 exons. Lineage: Eukaryota; Metazoa; Chordata; Actinopteri; Gonorynchiformes; Chanidae. Gene Ontology annotation, molecular function: protein binding. The record is from RefSeq and is a predicted model, not a curated record. Gene Ontology annotation, biological process: vacuolar acidification. Gene Ontology annotation, cellular component: RAVE complex.
GUGUACAGAGGACCAUGAAUCUCCACCAAGUUCUCACUGGGGCAGUCAACCCAGGGGACAAUUGCUUUUCUGUCGGGAGCAUAAACAACGAACCCUUCACGGCAUACGCUUCUGGCUGUGACAUAGUGAUUUUGGGUAGCGACUUUGAGAGACUUCAGAUCAUCCCAGGAGCAAAACAUGGGAAUAUUCAGGUGGGAUGUGUGGACUGCUCUCUCCAAGGUGGCCAGAUCGCAGCAUCGUAUGGAAGCAUCAUCUGUGUCUUUGAGCCUAUGCAGAUCAUCAGUCAGAAGGAAAAGCCGCAAUCUGUGAGUCACUGGCAGAAAACAGGCCAGUUUGUUUUGCAGUCAAUAGCACACAACCUCGCGUGGAACCCCACAGGUACUAGUCUCUUGACGGGGUCUACUUCAUUGCAAUUAUGGUCCAAUGUAAGCUACCACUGCGACACAGAGCUAGAAUCAAACACAACAAAUAGUGACCCUCCAUGCUCUUGGAAGUGUAUAUGGCAGUGCAAGACUGCAUCAUCAAUUCACUUUAUAAAGUUCUCUCCAGAUGGAACGUUUUUUGCUACUGCAGGACAGGAUGACUGCCUGGUCAAAGUGUGGUACAGCACAAGCAAAUGGCAGUCAAAUGUCACUAAGCUUUUCACACCACCAGAGCAGAGGUCACAGGGUGAGAUCAACUUCUCCUUCAUCUAUCUGGCCCAUCCUCGCUCGGUCACGGGCUUCUCAUGGAGGAAGACCAGUAAAUAUAUGCCAAAGGGUUCUGUCUGUAAUGUGCUGCUGACCUGUUGUAAAGACAGCGUGUGCCGCCUGUGGGCAGAGACUUUGCUUCCCAGUGACUGUCUGCUGUCAGGACUUAAGCACAACCACAGUAACAGUCACAACACCGAAAGUCUCAAGACGUCAGGCGACGCGAAGAAACUCUCCCCCAACAUGAAAACGCAGAGCCGGAAUACCCUGGAGCUGAACUUGAAGGACUCAUGGAGAGGACAGACAAAGUUUUCGGGUAUUCCUUCACACAAUAGCCUGUUCCCUCAACCGCAGAAUAAACAUCACACCCACAGGACCAAUACGCCACAUGCCAAUGCACUCUGCCAUUUCCACAUCGCAGCCAGUAUCAACCCAGCCACAGAUAUCCCCCUUCUUCCUUCUAUUUCCUCUCUGAAUGGCUUGGAUGAGGAGGAAACUGGCAGCUUGUUCACUGUGCACUGGCUCAACAAUAAAGAGCUUCACUUUACCCUGUCCAUGGAGGUGUUUCUCCAGCAGCUCCGGAACACUGUGGAGCAGCAGAACCCUCCACAGGCCAGCCAGGCAGACGACGGUCAGUAUCAGACACACUUCGGCGAGGAGGCUGUUGCAGAUUCGCCUGAAGGCCGACAGGUGGAGACAGGAGUGGAGGCUGCUGUCGUCCCCCUACCUGUGGCCGCUGUGGAACACCAGGUAGAUGUUUUGCUGGAGGAUUGGAACAAGGCAGCAGACAUGUUAUUCAGCAUCCAUCCAAUGGAUGGGUCUCUCUUAGUGUGGCAUGUUGACUGGUUGGACGAAUACCACCCCGGAAUGUUCAGGCAAGCACAGGUGUCAUUUGUAUCCCGGAUCCCUGUGGCCUUCCCCACUGGCGAUGCUAGUUCUCUUAGCCGUAGUGUGGUAAUGUAUGCCUGCAACAAAAAUGUGGACCUGGCCAUUCAGCAAGGUCGCCAGCGACCUGCAGGCCUUGCUCGUUCCUCCUCUGUUCUGAUUGGCCUGAGUCAGAACAAGGCCUCCAACAGCCUACGCUUGAGCAUCUUCACCCCAAACGUGCUCAUGAUCUCAAAGCAUGACGACGGCUCGCUCAACCAGUGGGCUGUAAGCUUCGCCGAGGAGUCAGCCUUCUCCACCGUCCUCAGUGUCUCGCACAAAUCCCGUUAUUGCGGCCAUCGUUUUCACCUCAACGACCUGGCGUGCCAUUCUCUCCUCCCGUUGCUGCUCACCACCUCCCACCACAACGCACUUAAGACCCCAGAGGUGGACGGCCUCCUUGCCCACACGCCGGGGCCCUUCCCUGGCCGGAGAAGCAAGGUAUCCACGGGUGCAGUGUCGCAGGACCCCAAUGCUAUUUACAGUGAGCUGAUCCUCUGGAGGGUGGACCCGGUGGGGCCGCUCUCCUUUUCCGGAGGAGUGUCAGAACUGGCCAGGAUCAACUCUCUCCAUGCUUCUGCCUUUUCCAAUGUGGCCUGGUUGCCCAUGCUCAUCCCUAGCAACUGCCUGGGUGUGUAUGGCAACUCGCCAAGUGCCUGCUUCGUGGCAAGUGAUGGUCACUCUUUAAGGUUAUAUCAGGCUGUUAUUGAGGCCAAGAAACUGCUGAGUGAACUCUCCAACCCCGACAUUUCUAAAUACUUUGGAGAAGUGUUCAAUAUCAUAAGUCAACAGUCAACUGCAAAGCCAGGCUGCAUAAUCGAGCUUGAUGCUAUCACUGACUUUCAGGGGAAGGAGACCCAGCUGCUCCAUGUGUUUGAAGAGGACCUGAUCUUGGGAAACGACAAGAAAGAUAAUUGUGCACAGGACGUUCCGCCCGCAGAGCCUGCCCCAAGCCCGGCAGUCUUCUCUGCACGCUUCUUUUUGGUGGUGGUAGAGUUUUCACAAAGCGGGAGAUCACUCCUACACAUGUGGCACCUACAGCUGGCAGCCAUCCCUGUAACAGUAGGUGAGUGAAUGUCUACUCCAAGUGAACGAGAACCUGUUACUCCAACACCUAAUCACUGCACACAAUUUAGUUCUGAGACUUUCAGCUCCCCUCCAGCUCACAGAAGCAAAUUAAACACGUCCAACCUGCAGAGUGCUUGUCGUCUCACCCUGACCAGUCAAAGAGUGUUCAGUCAGGAGCUAAAUCUUCCUGAGGGUGUUGAAGUCAUUCGGGUAACACCUGCAGCAGGACAUUUGAGUUCGUCAUCCUUGCAGCCAGCUGGACGGGCGCCAUAUCUUCUGGCCACAUCCUGUUCAGAUGGCAGUGUAAGGUUCUGGAGGUGCGUCACAGCUGCUACGGAACCAGAUGCCUCUGGGGAGCUGUCUUAUGUUUGGGAGGAAUGGCCUUUACUCACGGAAGAGGGUCUGGCCAAUAGUAGUUUAGUAAAUGUCCCAGGCAGGCCAGUGAGCAUCAGCUGCUGCCACACCAGCAGAGUGGCUGUCGCCUACAGGAAUUUAGACUCUGCCAAAGACUCAUUAAUGCACGUGAGUAUUUUCCAGUGUGAGUCUACUGGAGGCUCCCAGUGGGUCCUGGAACAGACUCUUGGCUUAGAUGGAUCCAGCCCCCCAGGCUGUAGCCUGACCACUUCUGAUAAAAGCUUGACUGUGCCAAGCAAUCAGGAUGGUUUAGUGAUGAAAGAGGACUGCUUAGGCUCUGGAGGCAAGAGCCUUAUUCAUUUGGACUGGGUCUCCAGAGAGGAUGGCUCUCAUAUUUUGACAGUGGGGCUGGGCUCCAGACUCUACAUGUAUGGGCUGCUGUCCGGGAAGCCUCCUGAAUUGGGCUUGUCGGAUGGGAAAAAGGAGGGGUCAAGAGAGCAACACUCCUCUCGGCUGGUUCUGCUUCGUGCUGUGGAUUUGGUCUCCUCUGUGGAGGGCUCCCUUCCCAUUCCAGUCUCCCUGUCCUGGGUGAGGGAUGGCAUCCUGGUUGUAGGCAUGGACUGCGAGAUGCACGUCUACUCCCAGUGGCAGCCUCCAGCCCCAGUUGGGUCAGCAGUAACCACAACCUCUGAUACUGAUGUUGGCAGUGUGACGUCCCUUAUUGCUGCUGUGAAGCAGAGUCAUGAAGACAGCCCAAACCUCCAGCCUCCAAGGAAAACCUUGACCAGAUCUAUGACAAGUCUGGCCCAGAAGCUCAGUGGAAAGAGAACCAUGUAUGACCUUCCUGCUGAGAUGGAAGAUUCUGGGUUGUUUGAGGCUGCGCACAACCUGUUCCCUACCUUGCCACAGUACCACCCAGUGCAGCUGAUGGAGCUUCUGGACCUGGGGAAGGUUCGGCGGGCUAAAGCCAUCCUUUCCCACCUGGUCAAAUGCAUUGCAGGUGAGAUUGUGGCACUUAAAGAUGCCACCAUCAACCAGGAGCGUCGCUUGCGUUCUCUCACCAUCUCCGCCAGUGGUAGUACUUCACGGGAUCCUAAGAUCUUCAGCAAAGCUGAAAUCUCUGACUACAUUGAGAUCGACUCCAUUCCGCCUCUUCCUCUGUAUGCAUUGUUGGCUGCUGAUGAGGACGUGACCCCCCAGCCCAAAGACCAGAUGGCCAGUGCAAGCGGGGACAACGGCCAAGGCUCUGGUCGCACAGAUGCCUAUGACGAGCUGUUCCAGGCUUCCCACCCAACUCUGGAAGAACUAGACCCCUUGGAUGGCGACCAGGAAGAUGCCAAUGCCAAAGUCAUUGACCUGUCUCAGUAUGGCCCUACCUGCUUUGGGCCGGAACAUGCCCAGGUUCUGUCCAGUCACCUUUUGAACUCCAGCUUGCCGGGCCUGACCAGGAUGGAACAGAUGUCUCUGAUGGCCUUGGCUGACACCAUCGCUUCAACCAGCAUAGACAUUGGGGAAAGCCAAGGCAAAAGUCAGGGUGGAGAGACACUGGAUGAAUGCGGUUUGAGAUUCUUACUGGCUGUGCGCCUUCACACUUUCCUGCUAACCUCACUACCUCCUGCUCACCGAGCCCAGCUGCAGUGUCAAGGACUGUCCACAUGUCACUAUGCCUGGGCCUUCCACUCGGAGGCGGAAGAGGAGCUGCUUAACAUGCUGCCAGCCAUGCAGAAAGGCGAGCCAACCUGGCCAGAGCUUAGAGCUAUGGGGGUGGGCUGGUGGCUCCGGAGCACCAAUAAACUUCGCCGGUGCAUGGAGAAGGUGGCAAAAGCAUCUUUUCAAAGAAACAAUGAUCCCUUGGACGCAGCGCUCUUUUAUCUUGCUAUGAAGAAGAAAGCAGUGGUUUGGGGACUGUACAGGUCCCACAAGAACGUGAAGAUGACUGAAUUCUUCAGUAAAAACUUCAGUGAGGACCGGUGGAGGAAGGCUGCCUUGAAAAAUGCAUUCUCUUUGCUUGGCAAGCAACGUUUUCAGCACUCGGCUGCUUUCUUCCUUCUCGCGGGGUCUCUGAAGGAUGCUGUGGAGGUCUGCCUUGAGAAGAUGCAGGACUUGCAGCUAGCCCUGGUGAUAUGCAGGCUGUAUGAAUCUGAGUUUGAGACCUCUUCCACAUACAAACGGAUCCUCCAGAGAUAUGUCCUGGGACAGGACCACCAGAUCCCGACACAUCAGGACCCCUUCUUGCGCAGCAUGGCACACUGGGUCUUGGAUGACUAUAGUCGGGCCCUGGACACACUGCUGGAGCAACCUAGCUCCUCUUCCAAACCUGGAGGACAUGCAUCACAGCAGAGUACCACGGCCAUGUCUCCCUGUAACCCUGAGGUUUUUAACUUCUAUACCUACCUCAGAACACACCCCCUGCUGCUUCGCCGCCAUUUUGGAUCAUCCGAUCGUGCCAAAGUAGGGUUGACUGCAGAGAGUCGAAGAGCUGACUCCAUCAGCCUGGUGGAGCGGAGGCUCUUCUUCACAGCUGCUUACGCGCAUCUUCAGGCUGGCUGUCCCAUGCUGGCUCUUGAGGUCCUUUCCAAGAUGCCCAAAGUUGUGAAGAGGUCUAAAACUCUCUUCAACCAGGAGAAUCCUUCCGAUUUCUCUAGCGGGAGCAAAAAAGACCAGGCAUCAGGUCUUGACUGGUCCCAACCGGUUCUUAAUGGCUUUGAUUCCAUUUCCUCCCUCUCCUCCCCUCGAGAAGACCACAGCCACACUGACUCUGUGCUCAGCUUUGACUGGAGUCAGCCUUCCUUGACCCUGCAGGAUGAACCUCUGGAGCUUAAGUGGGACAGUGACAAAGAUGGCAGUGAAGAUGAAGAAGAGCGAGGCUUGUCCAUGAAAGCAGUCCAGCCUCAGGAGAGCUCUGCUGUUCCUCCAGAUGCUACCUCAGUUUCAACGGACGCAUCUGUGUCCAAUGAAGACGACGUUGCCCUAUCCGAGGACAUACUAGCCGCCCGGCUCAAAUUCAGCGCCUGCCUGAAAAUUCUCACAACCGAACUGCGCACGCUGUCCACGGGCUACGAACUGGAUGGAGGAAAACUACGUUACCAGCUCUGCCACUGGCUGGAACGGGAGGUGGAGGCACUGCAGGGGUGCUGUGGCUACAACCCAGACCUCCAGCGUCCACCUGGGGGAAUCUCAGUGGACACGAGUCCAGACAAGGAGAGCAUGGACCAAGCUAAGGAGCUGCAGCGUGGUCGUAGGCGUUGGCUCCAGAGGAACCAGCCUCUGCUGCGCAUCUUCCUGAGCUACUGCAGCCUACAUGGGUCACAUGGCGGCGGACUGGCCUCAGUCCGGAUGGAGCUCAUCCUACUUCUGCAAGAGUCACAGCAGGACGACAGCGUCCAGACUUCAGCCCUCAUUACUCAGCAGCAAGCCUCUGUUCCCCUUCUGCUGGCGUAUACGGCAAGUUUCAAAACUGUGGUUGCCAACCCCAUUGUCCAUCUGACCAAUCUCACCCAUGACAUCCUACACACGAUCAAUGCCCUGGACUCGCCGCCACACCCGGACGUCAUCAGUAACAAGAUUUAUGUGAUGCACACAUUGGCUGCCUCCCUGUCUGCCUGCAUCUAUCAGUGUCUCUGCGAGGGCCACAAUUACAGCCACAUCAACCAGUUCACUGGUAUUGCCUACCAGAGUGUCCUGCUGGCCCAUCAACACCCAGUCAGAGCUCAGAGUAUGGACGAGACGAUCCUUCCCAACACCUCUCCUGCACAGUGGCCUGGUAUCGGGGCUCUGAUUCGGCUACUGAAUGUGGCAGGUGAGGAGAAUCAGCCAGGUUUGGCGGUUUUGCUCUGUGAGAUCCUGACUGCUGUCUUCCUCAGCCUGUUUGUACAUGGACUUGCUACCCACUCCAGCAACGAGCUCUUCCGCAUAGUUGCGCACCCACUCAACAGCAAGCUGUGGGUCGCUGUAUUUGGCGGUGGAGCCCGCAUUCCUGUGGUGGAGAAACCCAGUGUGUCACCAGUGUCGGCUGGGAGUGAGGAGCCAGGAGAGAGGAGACAGAGACGCUUUAGAUUGAUGUCAUCCAGGAGUGGCUCCAAAGAGAUGCCUGAGAGUCCAUCCAGUCCUGUUAACCCUGUGGUAGAGCAGGAAACCUCCAUUUUUAAGGAGCGGUUUGUCCCCCCGGAACUCAGCAUCUGGGACUAUUUUAUUGCCAAGCCGUUCCUGCCACCCUCUGAGAGCCGAGUGGAGUAUGACUCAGAGGAAAGCCAGGGCAGUGAGGAUGAGGAUGACGAAGAAGAUGAAUUUGGAGACUUUUCUGACUCAAGCUCUCCACUACAAGAGCAUUCUAAUAACAAUUCUUACAGUUGGUGUCUGAUGCGCUUGGCAAUGGUACAAAUUGUCCUUGCCAAUUUGAAAUCAUUCUAUCCCAUGGCUGGACAUGACUUAUUGGAUUUGCCGGUUGGCUCGCCGCUGUGCCACGCUGCGUUGAAAACCCUGCAGCGGUGGGAGCAGGUGCUGCUUAAACGACUUGAAAUUUUUGGAGGUCCACCCCCAAAAUAUAUCUCUGCCCAUCCCAUGGAUGACGCUGCCACAUCUGGCCCAGCUCUGCUUCGACACAAAGCGCUGUUUGAACCCUCUAACACGCCCUUCAGGUCCCGACAUCGCUCGGCUCUGCCGGUCAAACGACUCUGGCAGUACCUGGUCAAACAGGAGGAGGUGCAAGAAACCUUCAUCCAAAACAUCUUCACCAAGAAACGUCAACGUAACGAGUCGAUUGAGGACAACAAUGAAAAUUUGAAAUAUUCACUGGUGGAGGACCCUAGCUUCAAUCAGAUAGAGGCAGAUCUGGGUUACCCUGGAGGGAAGGCGCGAAUCAUCCACAAGGAGUCUGACAUCAUCACUGCCUUUGCCAUAAACAAGGCCAACCGUAACUGCUUAGUAAUCGCUUCGACCCACGACAUCCAAGAGCUUGAUGUUUCCUCCAUCCUGGCCACUCAGAUCCUGACCUGGAUUGAUGAUGAAGCAGAGACGGAGGCCAAAGGGGGUGACGAUUUCCUGGUCGUCCAUGCCCGCGACGAUUUCAGCAUGUUACAUGGCACUACACCCUACACCCACAGCAGCCCUGGCACCCCCAUCAACAUGCCCUGGCUGGGCAGCCUUCAGACGGGCAGGGGCGCCGCUGUGCUUAUCAAAAGGAACAUUAACAACGUCAGAAGAAUGGCCUCCCACCCGACUCUACCCUACUACCUAACAGGGGCUCAGGAUGGUAGUGUGAGGAUGUUUGAGUGGGGUCACUCGCAGCAGAUCAUCUGUUUUAGGAGCCCAGGCAACUCCAGAGUCACCCGGAUAAGAUUCAACUACCAGGGUAACAAGUUUGGUAUUGUAGAUGCUGAUGGAGCCCUUAGUCUUUGGCAGACCUGUACAACAGGAAACACACCUAAACCAUACCUGACGUUGCAGUGCCAUAAUAAAACAGCUAAUGACUUUGUGUUUGUGGGCUCGUCUUCCCUUAUCGCCACUGCAGGGCUUUCCAGUGACAACAGAAACGUGUGUUUGUGGGACACUCUGGUCACUCCUGCGAACAGCUUAGUUCAUGCCUUCUGCUGCCACGACUCCGGUGCAACCGUGCUGGCGCUGGCGCCCAAGCAGCAGCUGCUGAUCAGCGGGGGCAGGAAGGGCUGGAUCGGCGUACUGGACCUCAGCCAGCGGCUCCAGCGCCAGAGCUUCCAAGCCCAUGAUUCGCCAGUCAAGGCCCUGGCCGUGGACUCCACCGAAGGCUGCUUCAUCAGCGGCUCGGCCGAGGGCAACAUCAAAGUAUGGAGCUUAUCCACUCAGAGUCCGCUACACCACUUCCCUAAUGAGCAUGCUCGACAGUCCAUAUUCCGCAACUUGGGCACAGGCGUCAUGCAGAUCGAGACUGGCCCGGCCAAUCACAUCUUCUCUUGCGGCGCGGAUGGCACCAUGAAGAUGAGAGUGCUGCCCGGCUGCCUGGGCGCGUACAACAGCAAUGCAAAGAUCGACGUGAAGUUCAUCAUGUAGCGCAUUCACUUGUAGCGAUCCUACAUUUUUUUUGCACAUGGUAAGACAAGCAAUAUGGCACGCGUCGCAAUCCCGAAUGAAGAGAUUCACAGUAGAUGUACAAGCAGCAGCGCAAGCUUUGCAUUAGAGGUCGGAUGAACCGGGCAAUCAUCAUUCAUUUGGGACUCUCUCCCUUGUGAGUGAACGACACAGGCACGGAAUAAUUGAUGAUUGUGAUGUCACAGUACAGCCCUCCCCACUUUAAAUUUUCCCAGCCAAUCAGGACUUAAAAACAAAAAAGCAUCAUGCUUCUGAAGCACACUGUAAGAUCAAAGGAUUUUCUUACACGCUGCACAUGCUAAGACCUAGUUACGAAUCAUGACGGGAAAGCAGGCCUUAAAAUAACCAAAAUUAUGUUACAGUGUUGUUGUAAUUGUGGUCUAGAUUUGAAUAGUGAUAAGUGUCCUUAGAUUUUUACCUAGAAAAGGCUAGGCCUGGCUCUCAUGUCAUUGGAUAUAACCCAGUGAUAAAUUAGUGCUUACACUGAUGUUUAUGAACUCCUUUAUGUUGCAUAUGUGGCUUAAAACAUAGAAAGGUCCUACCCACUGAAAGCUAUGUGAUAUAGGAUUUUUU